CGCAGACCAACAUCCGCGGCCCGCUAGUGAGCAGGAACCUCCAAGCCCCGGUUCCUUGCGCUUGAGCAUUGUCUUCCACCCGGCAGGUUUUAACCCGGAGCACGGAAAGGGCGGACCUUGCUUAUGAGAAUUGAGAUGUUGGAAGUCCUGAAGCGCGGUCUGCAGCAGGUCACCGGUCACGGCGGCCUGCGGGGUCUCCUACGGGUUUUCUUCAGGGCAAAUGAUAUAAGGAUUGGUACAUUGGUGGGAGAAGACAAAUAUGGAAACAAAUACUACGAAGACAACAAGCAAUUUUUUGGCCGCCACCGAUGGGUCAUCUACACCACCGAGAUGAAUGGCAAAAACACAUUCUGGGAUAUGGAUGGAAGCAUGGUGCCUCCUGAGUGGCACCGCUGGCUUCACUGUAUGACUGACGACCCUCCAACCACCAAUCCACUGACUGCUCGUAAAUUCAUCUGGACAAACCAUAAAUUCAAUGUGACUGCCACUCCAGAGCAAUACGUUCCUUAUUCCACCACUAGGAAGAAGAUUCAUGAAUGGGUCCCACCUUCAACACCUUACAAGUGACAACGGUGAAGACUGUUUUCCCGCACUUCCAGGCUAGUGCAGGACGGUCCUUGCAGCUGACAUGAACUUGAUUAAAAUUGCUUGACCUAG
Messenger RNA from Mastomys coucha (southern multimammate mouse), 657 nucleotides. RefSeq names its product NADH:ubiquinone oxidoreductase subunit A12 (gene Ndufa12). Gene Ontology annotation, biological process: response to oxidative stress; mitochondrial respiratory chain complex I assembly. Lineage: Eukaryota; Metazoa; Chordata; Mammalia; Rodentia; Muridae. The record is from RefSeq and is a predicted model, not a curated record. The transcript is spliced from 4 exons. The coding region runs from base 124 to 567 and encodes 147 amino acids. Gene Ontology annotation, cellular component: membrane.